Molecule: messenger RNA, 1033 nt
Organism: Elgaria multicarinata webbii
Lineage: Eukaryota; Metazoa; Chordata; Lepidosauria; Squamata; Anguidae
Product: urokinase plasminogen activator surface receptor-like
Exons: 8
Coding region: 1-999 (332 amino acids)
Source: RefSeq, a predicted model, not a curated record
AUGGAGGACCAGGAUUUCCUUCUUGGGUAUGCCUGUUGGAAAAGUAUGAAGGCUAUUAUGAAGGCGAAAGUGUCUGCUGCAACCCUCAUUUUCUGUCUUGGCAUGGCCAACAGCUUGACCUGCUGGAAGUGCCUGAGCAGGGAAGGAAACUGUAUGGAGACCAACACGGAAGUCUGCAGCCUUUCUCAAGACUCCUGCAUCCUUGAGAUCAAGCAGUUCUUCGCUUUGAGUGCAGUCACCGUGAAGCAGGGCUGUGGCACCUCGAACCAGUGCCGGCGCUAUCUUGAGGGGCACGCGGGAUUAUUAUACCGGGGGAUGUAUUGCUGUUCCUCCAAUCUCUGCAGACCUCUGAAUUUCAAUGUCAGCAGAGAUGGAUCCAGAAAUGGUGUGAAGUGUCAAAGCUGCAUCGGGAGCACAGCGGAAUGCGGCCAGGAUGUGCCUUCGCAGCCAUGCUAUGGGAGCAUGGACCGCUGUGUACAGAUUUCCCAGCGCUUCCUACCAGGUGAAGAACUGGAACCCAUCAUAAAGGGAUGUGGAAAUAGUUCCUUUAAGGACGCAGUGGUGGCAUACCAGAUUGGCAAAGAUUUCGCCUACAUUGAUCAAAAGGUCUGCCGUCAGUCCAACUGUAACAACCGGAAUGUCACAGAUAUAUCUUCCCGUCAACCCAACGGAUUGAGAUGCUACACAUGCCGAGGUUCAGAGGAUGGGGAGUGCGCUCGUGACAGACUACAGCUUUUGAACUGCACGGGAGCCAUGGAUCAAUGUGUGCAUGUCAUAAAAAAGAGUAAAGGAUUGCCUGUGACCAUCCAGAAAGGCUGUGCUACAAAGACCAUGUGUGACAGCAACCAGGGUAUAUAUUUCAAUCUGAUGAGGCAGGAUUACUAUGCAAAGUGUUGCAAAACACCCCUCUGCAACCGAGCGGAGAGUCCUUCUGCUCCGGUGAUGCUGACGAUGGGGACGGCUCUUGCCUCGUGGCUGGCACUGAUAGCCUGGAAAUAGCUGAGGUUGGCUGGAGAAGCCCUCCAGAAAAGUU